AUGCGCUUCAGCCAUCUCAUGACGGGCCUUGCGGCCCUGGCCAGCUUUGGGGGCAACGCCCUCGGUCAGGAAAGCCAGCUCAUCAAGCGCGCGUCCUUGACGCAGGUGCAGAACUUUGGCAACAACCCGUCGGGCAUAAAGAUGUUCAUAUACGUGCCGGCCAAGUUGCAGGCCAAGCCACCCAUUGUGCUGGUCCUGCACGCCUGCGCCUGGACCGCCACCAACUUCUUCGGCACGACCAAGUACGGCCAGCUGGCCGAGCAGUAUGGCUACAUUGCCAUCUACGGCCAGACGCCGACCGACGGAGCCUGCUGGGACGUUUCGAGCGACCAAAGCCUCAAGCACGACGGCGGCAGCGACAGCACAGGCCUCGCCAACAUGGUGCGCUACGCACUGCAAAAGUACAAUGGCGAUGCCAGCCGUGUUUACGUCACUGGUGAAUCUUCUGGUGCUAUGAUGACUCAAGUCAUGGCUGCCGCAUACCCCGACAUGUUUGCCGCCGCCUCCGAGUUCAGCGGCGAGCCGGCAGGCUGCUUCCGCACGGGGACCGUCCGCGGGUGGAACAGCCACGGCCAGUACCCGCGCAUGCAGGUCUUCCACGGCGACGUCGACACCACGCUAAACAUUGCCAGCUUCAACGAGUCGGUCAAGGAGUGGUCGGGCGUUUUCGGCUACUCCGGCGUGGCCUCCGCUGCCGUCAACAACAGCCCGGGACCCCGCCUGACCAGGUACAUAUACGGUGACCGGCUGCAAGGGAUCUGGGGCCACGGCUUCGGACACGUCGUGCCUACCAAUGAGACGGAGGCCCUGACCUGGUUCGGCAUCAUGGGCAACCGGGGCAAUGGUGGAAGCCAGACCACCACCAUGAUUACUACGACUCAACGCCCAACAUCGACGGCCGGUGGUAACCCUCCAGCUCCGACCUCGCCUCCCCCUAGCGGAGGCGCCUGCGCUGCCCAAUGGGCUCAAUGUGGUGGCUCGGGUUGGAGUGGCGCGACUUGCUGUCAGUCUGGCAGCAAGUGCACCUACUCCAACGACUGGUACUCUCAGUGCAUCUAA
This is a messenger RNA of Pyricularia oryzae 70-15, 1059 nucleotides long. RefSeq lists its product as uncharacterized. NCBI's taxonomy places the organism in Eukaryota, Fungi, Ascomycota, Sordariomycetes, Magnaporthales, Pyriculariaceae. The transcript is spliced from 4 exons. The record is from RefSeq and is a predicted model, not a curated record. Gene Ontology annotation, biological process: carbohydrate metabolic process. Gene Ontology annotation, molecular function: cellulose binding; hydrolase activity. Gene Ontology annotation, cellular component: extracellular region. The coding region runs from base 1 to 1059 and encodes 352 amino acids.